AUGCCACGAGGAUCAAUGCAGAACUUCAACUAUGGCUCGGACCCGGACAAUCCCAGCUCGUCACAAGAGUCGUUGGAGGCACCGCAAAAUACUCCAGAAGAUGGCGAGUCACCUAUCCGGGUGCAUUUUCGAUCCAAUCAGGAUGCCCUGCGAGGGGCUCACCACGAGCCGCCGAGUCAGGGUCUCCACGAAGAAUGGGAUCAUGCUCACUCCCAAGGGCUGCCCCAUCGACCAACAAUGCCAUAUUCACAUGAGACUGAGGAUAUUACCGAUACGCCCUUGCAGGAUCGCGAGUCUCAGCCGAGCGAGACUCAAGGCGGGGACGGUGUCGAGAGGGCAGAUCAGCAAAAAGCACAAGGGGAGAAAAAGGAACCCGAGCACCCUCCUCCUGAGCAACUAGGAGCAAGGGAGAAAUGGCGGGCGAUGGCACGAAAUUGGAGAGAGAAAGCCUCCCAGUUGGGUGACCGUCUUGGCCGUCCACAGACCGAAGGAGAUGACUUGUCGGCGGGCAAGUAUCACGCGGACUGGGCGACGGGUGGUGCAGCUGCCUUGUCCGACAUGACCGAUAACAAGCAUAAAAGUGAAGAAGACAAAAAGCGGCACCAGAAAGGGAGCAGUUCUGAGGCUCACCGUAUGGUGCGGGAUCUGACCCAAGACCAUUCCCAGAAACGUCGCAAAGGUCGCGGGAAGCCUUAUCCGCACGCGGGAAACGAAUUCCAAAACGAGGAAAAUGAGACUGGAGCAGAUGCGAGCUUGAGAUAUCGCUCUGGCGGUGGUGGUAUUCUGUCGCAGUUGAUCAAAUUGAACGGGGGCCAGCAGGGCCAGCAGGGUCAGCAGGGUCAACAACCAGGUGGUGAAAAUCAGCCUCGAAAAUCAACUUCUUCUGACUCGUUGCGCAGCACCGAAUCCGCACCCGCUGCCGGAGGCGGGAAGCCCAAAAAACAAAAGCCUGUGAAAUGGUAUAAAAAGCCCCAAAACACGUCCACCUCCACCUUGAUUGGAGGGACAGCGGAGUCUUUCAGUGGUGCAAGCACUCCCGUUUCAAGCGAAGUUCUAUCGCAGGCCUCCCAGCGACGCAAUAAGGAAGGCGGCGGCGAUGCUGCUCUGGCUGGUGGUGGGAACCGACAGAUGCGACUUGAGGAUGAAAUUCGCGUAACAGUGCACAUUGCCGAGAUUAUCUGUCGACAACGAUAUAUCAUGCAGCUGUGCAGAGCGUUGAUGUUGUUUGGCGCUCCUACGCAUCGACUUGAAGAGUACAUGCAGAUGACCUCAAAGGUUUUGGAGGUCGACAGCCAAUUUCUCUAUUUGCCAGGCUGCAUGAUUAUGUCGUUCGAUGACCCUUCCACCCGCACAACGGAGGUGAAGCUGGUUCGCGUGGCUCAGGGAGUCGAUCUUGCUCGCUUAUCGGACACCCAUCUCAUUUACAAAAAUGUCAUUCAUGAUGUGAUCGGCAUUGAAGAAGCUGUAACUGAGCUUGAUACCAUUGUGAAGAAAAAGCCUCGGUAUGCUAAAUGGAUUGUUGUUUUGGUAUAUGGUCUGGCCACUGCCACGGUUGGGCCUUUCGCCUUCAGCGCCAGACCGAUUGAUAUGCCGAUCAUUUUUCUAAAUGGGAUUCUUGUUGGCCUGAUGCAACAUGUUGCUGCACCUCGCUCGGUGUUAUAUUCAAAUGUCUUCGAAGUGACAUCGACCGUGGUGACCUCCUUUCUCGCCCGGGCCUUUGGUAGCAUCGCACUUACAGUGGUGGAUGGUAAACCACAGUAUCUGUUCUGCUUUUCUGCCAUAGCCCAAGCUUCGAUUGCCUUGAUUUUACCGGGAUUCUUGGUGCUGUGUAGCAGCUUGGAGCUCCAGUCGCAUCAGAUCAUUGCCGGCUCGAUUCGAAUGGUGUAUGCGAUCAUCUUUUCUUUAUUUAUCGGAUAUGGCAUCACCGUCGGCACGACGGUCUACGGGUUGAUGGACAACGCUGCCGUCUCAGAUACCUCCUGUCCGUCAAAGGGAGCGUUUAAGAACCCCUACGUUCAACGGUUCCCAUUUGUCGCGGUCAUGACAGUCUGGCUCUUGAUCAUCAAUCAAGGAAAAUGGAAACAGCUCCCACCCAUGAGCAUCAUCGCGUUGUCGGGUUACAUUAGCAACUACUUCAGUACGAAGAAACUGGGAUCGAAUUCUCAGGUGGCAAAUACGGUCGGGGCGUUUACCAUUGGGAUUAUGGGAAACUUGUACAGUCGAUUUUGGCAUGGCCACGCUGCAACCGCUAUUCUACCUGGCAUUUUCAUUCUCGUGCCAUCUGGACUUGCCGCAACUGGCUCCCUCAUCACCGGUGUACAGUCUGCAGAUGAGAUUCGACAGAAUGUGUCGUCUCAUGGUGCUGCUAGUUCGGCUCCCGGGGCUGGCCUGUCAUCCAACAGUUCUGUGUUCAGUCUAGGAUUUGGUAUGAUCCAAGUUGCUAUCGGCAUUACUAUCGGUUUGUUCAUAUCUGCACUGGUGGUUUAUCCGUACGGCAAAGCCCGUAGCGGUUUAUUCAGUUUCUAA
Molecule: messenger RNA, 2526 nt
Organism: Penicillium paradoxum
Lineage: Eukaryota; Fungi; Ascomycota; Eurotiomycetes; Eurotiales; Aspergillaceae
Product: threonine/serine exporter family protein
Exons: 1
Coding region: 1-2526 (841 amino acids)
Biological process (GO): transmembrane transport
Molecular function (GO): transmembrane transporter activity
Source: RefSeq, a predicted model, not a curated record